CCGCUAGAGAGCAGUGAGUCGCGGCGCUUGAUGGGGCCGCUGAAGUUUUCAAGAUGUCGUCGCUGGAGCAGAGACUCUCCCGAAUCGAGGAGAAACUCAAGCAGGAAAAUAAAGAAGCCCGCAAACGAAUCGACCUGAACAUCGACAUGAGCCCGCAGCGGACGCGCCCGAGGCCAAUCAUCGUGAUCCAGCUCAGUCCAGCUCCAGCUCCCUCCCAGCGCGCAGCUUUACAGUUACCAUUGGCCAACGAUGGAGGAAGUCGCUCAUCCUCUUCAGAAAGCUCUCCUCAACACCCCUCGUACCCUAGCAGACCCCGACAAAUGCUCACGCUUCCCACCCCGCCCUACUGCCUACAGAAGAGCCUAGAGAAUGCUGAAAUCGAUCAAAAGCUUCAGGAAAUCAUGAAACAAACCGGAUAUCUGAAGAUUGACGGACAGCGUUACCCUGCAGAGGUGACGGAUCUGAUCAGUGAGGGGGAGAUCGGCAGUGGAACCUGUGGACAGGUGUUUAAAGUUCGCUUUAAGAAGACUGGCCAUGUCAUCGCUGUCAAGCAAAUGAGGAGGACGGGUAAUAAAGACGAGAAUAAGAGAAUCCUCAUGGAUCUGGACGUUGUGUUGAAGAGUCAUGACUGUCCGUACAUCAUUCAGUGCUAUGGAGCAAUAGUCACCAAUACGGAUGUGUUCAUCGCCAUGGAACUAAUGGGUACGUGUGCAGAGAAGCUGAAGAAGAGGAUCCAGGGGCCCAUACCAGAGGCCAUUCUGGGAAACAUGACCGUGGCCAUUGUAAAGGCUCUGCUUUAUCUGAAAGAGAAACACGGUGUCAUUCACCGAGACGUGAAGCCAUCUAAUAUCCUGUUGGAUGACAAAGGGCAGAUCAAACUGUGUGAUUUUGGCAUUAGUGGCCGACUUGUGGAUUCUAAGGCCAAGACUCGCAGCGCCGGAUGUGCUGCAUACAUGGCGCCUGAGAGAAUAGACCCUCCGGACCCUAGUAAGCCAGACUAUGACAUCAGAGCUGACGUCUGGAGUCUUGGCAUUUCUCUGGUGGAGCUAGCCACGGGGCAGUUUCCUUACAAGAACUGCAAAACAGACUUUGAGGUUCUCACCAAAGUUCUGCAAGAGGACCCACCAGUCCUUCCUCUCGGCAUGGGCUUUUCCCCUGACUUUCAGUCCUUCGUCAAAGACUGUCUCACAAAGGAUCACAGAAAAAGGCCAAAAUACCACAAGCUGCUUGAACACAGUUUUAUCCGUCGUUACGAGGUGUCCGAGGUAGACGUGGCGGGCUGGUUCCAGACGGUGAUGGAGCGCACAGAGUCUCCUCGCAGCAGCCAGUGCUUCAACCAUCACCAGCUCCACUCUCUCUUCAGCAGGUAGCCAGGCGGAGAACGGCAGAGAGAGAAUGAUGCGAUGUUGAGGAGUUGAUUUAGAGACACGGAUGGACAGGUUUGAAAUGUAAAUUACGUUAACGAAAAAGACACGAUGGAGUGGAAAUGGACCGAUUGAGAGGGGAGAAUAUGGCAGAAACGAAAGCUAGAAUGUUCAUUUUGGAGUUUGACUGAUCGACAGACAAUCCUGGGCAGGUUUGAUGUAAAUCUGAAAUAUUUUUGUCCUUCUCAUCCACCCAUUGAACAGGAUGGACCAUUACAGGUUGCAGUCUUAACACGCUCACUGUGACACACGCGCGCACGCACAUUUGCAGUAACACUGUUUCACUAAACCUCCGCGCAUUGACCGUCAUAUAAAGAUUAGCCACACAAGAGUAAGCGUACAGUCUAUUUAGUUAACUUCCUAAUCCGCAGAUCAUGAGGUCCUCCGUAGCCCCUUACUCAGGGACUGAACAGAGUAGUCGAACAACACUGUGCAAUGGUGUGUGUGUGUGUGUGAGUGUGUUAUCCGUUUAUCAGU
Messenger RNA from Rhinichthys klamathensis goyatoka, 1901 nucleotides. It is a transcript of the gene map2k7, whose product is annotated as mitogen-activated protein kinase kinase 7. Gene Ontology annotation, molecular function: ATP binding; protein kinase activity. The record is from RefSeq and is a predicted model, not a curated record. NCBI's taxonomy places the organism in Eukaryota, Metazoa, Chordata, Actinopteri, Cypriniformes, Leuciscidae. Bases 54 to 1370 code for a protein of 438 amino acids. Gene Ontology annotation, biological process: protein phosphorylation. The transcript is spliced from 12 exons.